This is a messenger RNA of Paramecium sonneborni, 599 nucleotides long. NCBI's taxonomy places the organism in Eukaryota, Ciliophora, Oligohymenophorea, Peniculida, Parameciidae. The record is from the annotation of a GenBank genome assembly.
AUAAUAUUGUAUUCUGAAUGAAAUUUCAGAGGAUCUUCAUUCAAAUACUGCAAUUAACCAGAUGAAGUUUUUCCUAUUGAGUAUUCGUUGCAUUUAUAUAAUUAAGAUUAUCAUUCUAGAUGACCGAUGCUUUAGAGGGAAAUAAAGUCUAUGUUAAUGAAUCAGGAUUGUAUUCCAUCUGGCUUACAUUUACCAGAACCUCAACUCUAAGAAGUUUAAGAGCCUGGUAACAAUUGGUUUAGUGAAUUAAAAGAUUCUGAAAAAACCAUUUUAGAUGGAGGUGAUUUGUCAACACGAUCAGUAAAUUUUCUUAUGAUUAUUUAAUCAGGUAGAGAACAAUAUUAAAAAUUGGUUGAAGAAGAUGCUUAGAGAUCCUAUUAAAACUUAAGUUGGAUAAUCCAAUUUUGCAUUUCAAGAGAAGAACAACCAUAAUAAACAGGAAACGUUAUUGUUUUUGCCCAAAGAGCUACUUACCUAGCAGUUGCAUAAUAUUUUUUAAGUGUAGCUUCAUUUUUACCAAUAAAAUUAUAAUAUAAAGUAUCAAAAAGAUCAGUACAUUUAUAAAUUAAUUUUUCUAUUUUAAUUUCAGAUUUAAGUGA